CUAACGAGCAAGUUCCUGGCUUCUCAAAACAAAAACAGCAAACAGUGGGUAGCUGCUGUCAGUGAAAGCUGAGAGAAGUGUUUAGCCUUCUACUGCCUCGUCAUGGUGCUAAAGUCAUGUUGCGUUUACAGCGUCGGAGUUGUUUCUGUACUGAUGCUGAUUCUCGGCAUUUCGUUGGUUUUGACCAGCGUGUUUCCACAUUUAGUACAGUCGAUGGUUAAAAAGCAAGUCGUUCUGAAAAACGAUACAUAUGCGUUUGAGGCCUGGAAGGAUCCACCGGCACAUAUCUACAUGCAGUUUUACUUCUUCAAUCUCACAAAUCCCCAAGAGGUGUUGGAUGGGGAGAGGCCAGCUGUGGUGGAGAUUGGACCGUAUACAUACAGAGAGUACCGGCCUAUGGAGCAAAUUGACUUUCAGGAUAAUGGCACUAAAGUAACAGCUGUCAACACUAAAACCUACAUUUUUCAGCGUAACAUGUCCCGUGGUCCAGAGAGUGACCUCAUCAGGACAGUUAAUAUCCCUGCCAUGACAGUGAUGGAAAGAUUCAAGGAUAAAUCCAUUGUAGCCAACGUGAUCUCUGCCUACAUGAGGGGCACCGGGGAAGGCCUUUUUACCACUCGUACAGUAGGAGAGCUGCUGUGGGGAUAUGAAGAUGGACUUCUUAAAGCCUUGAAAACCUUUAGCCAUGAUCUGGAUGAUGUUUUUGGACUUUUCUAUAAGAACAAUGCUUCCAAUGAUGGAGAAUAUGUGUUUUUCACUGGUCAGCAGAACUAUAGGGACUUUUCCAGAGUGGACAUGUGGAAAGGUGAAAGCUCCUUGAAUUGGUGGACGUCUGAUGAGUGCAACAUGAUUAAUGGAACCAUUGGAACAGCCUUCCAUCCUGUAAUCACCAAGAAUGAUAUGCUCUACAUUUUCUCGUCUGACCUGUGCAGGUCUCUGUACACAGUGUAUGAGGAGGAUGUGACAGUGAAGGGGAUCACUGGGUAUCGAUUUGUUCCUCCCAGCUCAGUGUUCGCCAAUCUGACUGUGAACCCAGACAACGCAGGCUUUUGUGUGCCUGCUGGUAAUUGCCUGGGGUCUGGCCUGCUGAAUGUGUCUGUAUGUAAAGAAGGGGCUCCUAUCAUAAUGUCUUCACCACACUUCUACCAGGCAGAUGAGAAAUUUGCUCAGGAUGUAUUCGGAAUGACGCCAAACAAGGAAGAGCACCAGACUGCCAUUGAUAUCAAUCCGCUAACAGGAGUGGUUCUCCAAGCAGCCAAGCGAAUCCAGAUUAACGUCUAUGUAGAGCAAAUUCCCACCUUCAGUCAAACGGGAAAUGUAAGGACAGUAGUCUUCCCUGUGGUUUAUCUGAAUGAGAGCGCCACCAUUGAUGACACAGCAGCCAAGAAGUUAAAGGCGAUUGGUGUUCAGCAGAACGUUGUGGAGAACAUUCCCUUCAUGCUGAUUGGCCUGGCCAUCAUUGUGGGAGGAAUCUUCAUGUUCUUGGUGUGUCAACAGAAAGUCCCCGAGAGCACUGCUGCCGAACGACAGCCCCUGCUCUCAUCGUAACAGCAAACAGAACGUGGAAAGAGGAAGAUUGCCUUGGUUGCAAUACAAUUCAAGGGGUUCACCCAUUAAUUCUCAAGUAACACUAAUACAAUGGUUUUCAUAUUUUAAUCUAUUUUCGCAUUCAUGGUUUUAAGAAAGUGGGAAAAACUGUCUUUUUGUUGUGUUUGUUGCUGGAUUUGGAGGAUAAUGUCUUCAUUUCAAGUUGUAAUGAUGCUGAAAUCCAGAUUUUCCAGUCAAUCUUAAAUUGAGCUUGUUUUUAUUUUAACUCCUAACUAUGGGAUUUUUGAAUUGGAUUAACAUGAGGUUAGUUAACCCCCUUAAACAACCCAGCUUUGAAUUAAUCAAACAUCCUGGAAGUGGGAAAAACACUGUGCUGCAAAGUGGCCAUAUAUGUGUGAGCUGUUGCUGCAUUUCUAUUCAGAAAAAAGACGUUGUGUCUAUCUACAAGGCAACUGGCUAGAGCUUGAACAGUUACUAGAUUCCCAGACUAGUUUGGGAGUCAGAGUUAGUUUUAAAAAGCAAGAAAAAACAGUAUUAAGAAGCCAGGUUGGUUGUAUGUUAUAAUGAAGUGGAUGUAAAAAGUCAGGCUAGUAGUGCAGCCUGUUCGAAGUGCAGAUUACUUUGGGCUUGUCUUUCAGCCUUUUGGCUUCAGAUGCUAUGGCGAUGUGGUCUUGUUCAUUUUAAAAUGAUGUUCUGUGUUGUAGCCAAGCUCAGUAAUCUACAGUGUAUAUAUACAUGUGUGUCCUCCUUGUGAUCCAAUCAGUAUUAACCCAACAAUGACAGGAUGGCUUUCUGCCUGUUGUAAAUGUCUAAUACAAUAUUAUUUCAUUUAAUUCCAGUACUGUCAUAAAUAUGUUAAUAUAAUUUCUACUGAUUUACAUUGCUGAAACCGGCGUAUGAAGCUUUGUGGUAGUGACACUGACAAACACACAAAAACUUUUGAAGCACUUAGACUGAUUUUGUUUUUUCCCCAGUUUAACUUCUGUAGCAUUUUAUAACUUUAUUGAAGCAUUUUUUUUUAAUAAACACAUUGUUUUCCUAUUGGCCUAUUAAUUUUUAGAGCACUUAUAACUAAAUGUUAUUUUUCUGUCCAAUGUUGCACACAGUUUCACUAUAAUAUAGAUGUUUUUGCCAUUUCAGUCACUAUUUUUCGCUGACAAAAUCUUUUGUGUUCAAUUUCUUUUUUUGAGUGUGUGUAUGUUUGUUUUGUACCUAAAAGAGAACAUUGUUUACACUACUACUACUCCCUGGCAAAAUCAGUACUUAACUAUAAUCACGAUUUAUACGCAAAUCUCUCAUUAGGUCACACGUCUGACAGUUUGCACGUUGUCAUUUGCUAUGACUCAACAAUAAACUUUCUAUGCUAUUCCCUGAA
This is a messenger RNA of Pelmatolapia mariae (spotted tilapia), 2923 nucleotides long. It is a transcript of the gene scarb2c, whose product is annotated as scavenger receptor class B, member 2c. The record is from RefSeq and is a predicted model, not a curated record. Bases 103 to 1548 code for a protein of 481 amino acids. Gene Ontology annotation, cellular component: lysosome; plasma membrane; cytoplasm. Gene Ontology annotation, biological process: receptor-mediated endocytosis; protein targeting to lysosome. Gene Ontology annotation, molecular function: scavenger receptor activity. The transcript is spliced from 12 exons. Lineage: Eukaryota; Metazoa; Chordata; Actinopteri; Cichliformes; Cichlidae.